Molecule: messenger RNA, 1692 nt
Organism: Sabethes cyaneus
Lineage: Eukaryota; Metazoa; Arthropoda; Insecta; Diptera; Culicidae
Gene: DCTN4-p62
Product: dynactin subunit 4
Exons: 3
Coding region: 35-1606 (523 amino acids)
Cellular component (GO): dynactin complex
Source: RefSeq, a predicted model, not a curated record
CUCUGCUUGAAAAAAUUGCUGUGGCUAUCGAAAAAUGACUUCCAUCAUGCUCCCUAACACCGUGGAGUAUGCCUGCGUGUGUGGAUUACUUAAUCCGCUCACCAAGCUCUACUUUUGUCGUUACUGCAUGAAGCUGCGCUGCGGAUUCUGUGUCUGUCAUGAGGUUGACUCCCACUUUUGCUCCAAUUGUUUGGAGAACAUUCCCUCGUCGGAAGCCAAGAUCCGCAAGAACCGUUGCAAUACGUGUUUCAAUUGUCCCAGCUGUCAACAUACACUUUCGGUGCGCGCUUCCAGCGCUGCGGUUCCAACACCGGUGACCGCGACGGCGGAUUCGCCAGCCACUAGUGUCGGAGACGAUCAAAAGAAAGAAGGCACCCCGGACUCCACGGGUACGGGCUCGAAGCAAGUCACCCGUAAAAUGUACUAUUUAGCGUGUUUGAACUGCCGCUGGAGUUCGCGAGACGUCGGCAUUCCCGACCAAACAGUAGCGACCGGCCAGUGGCCGGUAGCGGAGUACGCUAACGCAACCCGGUUUGCGGUCCUGCUCGAGCACUACCAGUCGGUAGUGCUGCACGAGAAGCAGGAAAAGCAAGAACUUUGGCGCCGCAAAACACCGAAGCAAAGCAAAUUUCCCAGCCUAACCGAUCGGACCGGGCUGACGGUGUCGAUGAUUCGUCGGCAGAUGGGGUGGUCCGAUAGUAAGGCACAGAUUAAGGCGACUCCGUCGCCCAUCAAUCGUUCGGCAGCCACCGAAGCGGUGGAUGAACUUCCACCGGAAAUCUUUACUAAGGAAAUUAGUUUGAAAAAUAUUACGACUCUGCAGCAGAGAUUGGCUCAAGCGGCAAAACAGCCGUUUACCGUUAAUAAACUGUAUCCGCAGCAUAAGCUGCUGUCGAUCAAGCGGUCUUUACGCUGUCGCCAGUGUGAUCAUAACGUUAUUAAGUCGGAGUAUAAUCCAAGCUCGAUUAAGUAUCGUAUUGCUAUGUUUGCAGCCUAUCACGUACCGGAGGUACGUUUUGUCAAAUGUGAUCCACUCACAGUAGGCCAGGAAUCAACUUUGCUGUUGAAAAUGAUCAAUCCGACGAUUAAUGACAUGACAAUCACCAUAAUGGAAUUGCCAACCGAAACGGAGGAAAUUCUGAUGAUCGAAGAAUUGAAACUUUCGGCGGAGAACAGCGCUUCAUCGUCGCUGGUGAUCAGUGGGCUCAGCUCCAGCUUGGCCAAACAGGCCAACCUGCUGGAGGACCCUCGCAUGGUCGAGCGAAAGGUGAACGGCAGUUUCCGCCUGCCAGAUUCGUCGUUCGUUAUCAACCACCGGGACGAUUCGGCCGAGUUCGAUGAAGUGGUUCAAUCCCAGCAGGAGGAUCCCAGAUUCAUUAUUUGGCGUAAAGCCAAUCAAAUUGCAAUUAAAUUGGUGGUUCAACCGAACGAGGAUUGUUCGCCGGAUGAGGAAGUCUGCAUUGGAUUCUCGCUGCAGUACACUUACGUCAGCACGGUGGUUGAAAAGAGCAACACUCCUACCAGAGGACCGCAAAAGCAGGCCCUAACUACUCGGGUCUACGUCAAACUUGGAAAACCAAUCAAAGCCGAACCAGUUUCUGCCUAAUAAUCUCCGGCACAAAACAGUUAAUCCGCUAUUAUCGCUUAUUUAUUCGCGUUCCCAAUGUAUUCUAAUAAAAACAUUAUUUAUAA